UCAGACCUUUGACCACUUUUAAUCCUAUAAUUGAUAACAAUGGGACACAACCUAUAAGAAACGAUAAUCAAGAAGGAAUACAUAAUCAGCAAAAUAUUCGAUUCAUUAAUAAUGAAGACACAUUGAAACGAAUUGCAAACCUUCCUACGCAAGUUACAAAUGAUCCAUUGAUAGAUGGAUUUUUCAAUG
Molecule: messenger RNA, 189 nt
Organism: Funneliformis mosseae
Lineage: Eukaryota; Fungi; Glomeromycota; Glomeromycetes; Glomerales; Glomeraceae
Source: the annotation of a GenBank genome assembly